Messenger RNA from Hippocampus zosterae (dwarf seahorse), 3993 nucleotides. Its product is annotated as wings apart-like protein homolog. Gene Ontology annotation, biological process: regulation of chromosome condensation. NCBI's taxonomy places the organism in Eukaryota, Metazoa, Chordata, Actinopteri, Syngnathiformes, Syngnathidae. The coding region runs from base 168 to 3848 and encodes 1226 amino acids. The transcript has 20 exons. The record is from RefSeq and is a predicted model, not a curated record.
UUAUAUUCCUGGAAUUCGUACUUCCAUAAAUAUGUUGACGGGUAUUUAAAAGGUUUAAUAGAAGAAACGCCUGGUAUCGUAUUGGUUUCUUUUAUCUUCCAAAUUCUUGUAGAGUUUGACGGAAUUUCCGGUUUACUGUCAAACUUGACCUAAAUGGAUCCAAUGGAAUGGAAGGCUUUGGUCACCCAAGCCGGAGGAAACAAUUAAAAUAUGAGCCAGAUCCAACAAUGACAUCCAGAUUUGGUAAAACCUACAGCCGUAAGGGAGGAGAGGGUUCGUCCAAGUUUGACGAAGUGCUGUCCACCAAGAGGGGCACUCUGAGCACAAAAUGGGGGGACACCACCUACAAGGCCAAGGUGGGCUCCAAGCGUGCUGGCCCUCCAAAGGGCUCUUCGUUCCUGGACACUCACAAGCGAGCCCGACUUGGAGGGGGCGGCUCGGACGACCCGUUUGGCUUCGACAGUGAUGAGGAGUCGAAGCCGGUGUCCUCUCGUGGUGGUGGCAAGUCAUCACCUGCCAAGAUGGCCUCAGCGGAAGCCCCAAUGGUGGAAAAAGUGAGACUCAGCCCGGACCCCAGAAACUGGUCUAGCUUCCGCGAAGGACUCCACGGCUCAGUGCAGGACAUGUCACGGCCGGGUGGGACGGAGCGUUGUGGCCCCUUCUUCAACAGCGGCCAUGCCAGCAAAGGUAUACCCGAGAGCUCCUCGCCGUCUUGGGAGAAGCAGCACAGCUACGCGUGGUACCAAAACGCCUCGGAGAGCGACCGGAAGCCUUUGGCGCAGACAGCCACCUUGAAGACCUCCACCAAGGCCGAGUCCACCUACAGCUCCUGGGACGCCCUAAUGGGCUUCCGACCGCCUUCGCCCAGUCAGGAGCUGCGUGCCCCAGCGCUCUCUUGGACUUCGGCGGUCGCGGGGGACAAGCUGCCUUCGCCGCCUCGCCUGCAGAGCCCCGUGGAGAGCCGGGACCCAGAUAGCGUCUUUGGCUUCGAGACGGCCGACUACUGCCGAACGACGUCGUCCCCUUCGGCGCACGUGCGGAACUCAAAAUGUCGGACGUACCGCAGGCCCGGCAAGCGGAGCGCCUCCAAAGCUACGGAUUGUGGCGAUACGGCUCGGGGUCCGCUCACGCCGGGGUCUGGCGGCGCGGGCGCAACGGAGGCGACUCGGAGCAGCGGGACGAGGGAUUACUCCGUGCUGCACCCUUCCUCUGCCUCCAUGUGUAACGUCACCAAUCAAGCGGGCGGCGUGAAGUUUACCAGUGAAGCCGCUCGCGCUAGCGAUAAGAGCGCUGCUGGCUUUAGCGGCGCCGACGGGCAGCUCGCUGCUACGCGGCAGCGAAAGAGGACCGAGCAACAGGACAGCAGUCAGAACCAGUCCAGAUCGAAGAAGGGAACCAAAACGGACCUGUUCGGUUUCGACGAACUUGACGCCUGCCAUGAAAACGAGACUGACGCCUCGUCCAAACUCAAAAUGAAAUACUUUGGUUUUGACAACAUGAGCGACAGCGAGGCAGUUGGCGACGACGACGACGACGACGGCGACAGCAGGAUGAAAGUGAGAGCACGCUUCAAAGCGGUUGCCGAGGAAACGGCGCCCGCCGCCUUGGAGGAGGACGCGCACGACGAGCCCGUCAGGAACUGCCGCGCCCUUCAGAGAUGCGCCACCGGGCGGAGCCAAAACUACUUGCACGGGCAGGAUGGCAGCUUACAAGCAGAGUCAGCCGGGCAGCUCCUGGAUAGCCUCCCCGCGGACGUGUUGAGCUUCUCCGAGGACGAUCUGCGGGUGGUGGCCUCGGGCCCCAGGAGGCACCCCCAGGGCAAGCCGGUCAACAAGAACCACAAUACCCACCGGAGGAUCUUCAGUGCACAGAAGAAGUCACCAACCAAAGCAGUGUACAACGCCCGCCACUGGACGCUGCAGAGCAAAGAGGAGCCCAUUCCGUCCGUCACGUGCCGCCCGCCGGCGACUCCCGCGCCGCAGCUGUCGGGAGGAGCGUCGAGCGACGUGGCGUCGGACGCGCAGAAGGACAACGGCGUCUUCAAAGCCCCGCCUCCUCCUCCCAAGGUCACCAAGUGUGUGCACGUCCCCAGUGACCCCUACCAGGACACCGUCACCACCCUCAAGUGUCGCAAAGAGCACAAGGAGCUCUACACGGUGGUCCAGCAAGUGAAGCACUUCAACGACGUGGUGGAGUUUGGCGAGAACCAGGAGUUCAUCGACGACUUUGAGUACCUGGCCGCCGGCCUGAAGAGCGGACAACCGCUCAACACGCGCUGCCUCAGCGUGAUCAGUCUGGCGGCGCGCUGCGCCAUGCCCAGCUUCAGGAUGCACCUGAGGGCACGAGGGAAGGUGGCGCAGGUCUUCCAAACGCUCAACGACGCCCCCCAGCACCAUAACCUGGCCAUGUGCACCGCCUCCCUCAUGUACAUCCUCAGCCGCGACCGGCUCAACAUGGACCUGGACCGCUCCUGCUUGGACCUGAUGAUCCGGCUACUGGAGCUGGACCAGGACCACGGCGGCUGCGACCCGGCGUCCCAGCUGAGCGCCAGGGAGAUCUGCAAGAUGAAGGAGAAGAUCCGCAAGCUCUGCGACACGGUGCACAACAAGCACCUGGACUUGCAGAACAUCACGACGGGUCACCUGGCCAUGGAGACGCUUCUGUCACUGACGUCCAAGCGGGCGGGCGACUGGUUCAAAGAGGAGCUGCGGCUCCUGGGAGGCCUGGACCACGUCGUGGAUAAAGUGAAGGAGUGUGUGGACAACCUGAAAACGGAGGACGACAAGGAGAAGCUGGUGUCGUCCUUGUGGGGAGCCGAGAGAUGUCUACGCGUGCUGGAUAGCGUGACGGUGCACAAUACAGAGAAUAUGAACUACUUGAUUGCCUACAAAGACUCGUCGCUCAUUGUGUCCUGUGCCAAGGCACUGCGGCGCUGCGAAGAGAUGAUCCGGCGCUACAGCAGGGAGGUCGUCGGCGGCACCCAGCUGAGCGCGGACGGCGGCUCGGUGGUGGCCAAAGCGGUGGAGAACUGCAUGAGGGCCAUCAUUUGCGUUCUGCUCAACCUGACGCACGACAACGAGUGGGGCAGUACCAAGACGGGCCAGCAGGACGACUUGAUCAGGACGGCGCUCAACUGCGUUCUCAGAGUUCCGCAAUACUUCCCGCAGGAGAAGAGGUUCGACAUCCGCGUCCUGGGCCUGGGCCUGCUGAUCAACCUUGUGGAGUACAGUGCCAGGAACCGCUACUGCCUGAUGGAAAUGGAGACGGAGGGAGGUCAGGGUCCCUGCGACUCCACCGUGCUUCUCCUGCCACCGUACCAGCCCGACGUGGUCAUCGCCGGCGGUCCGCUCGGCGCCGUAGCAGCGCUCGUGCAGCUGUUCCUCCAGCGAGAGCGAGCGGCCGCCCAAGCCGAGGCGCAGACCGACGACCUCAUCAAAGAGCCCGCCGCCAAGCCGGCGGACAAGAGCGGCCAGUGGCAGGAGACGGGCGGCGAGAUCCAAUGGGUGGCCAACGACAACCACUGCGACGACGCCCAGGAGAAGGACGACAAGGAUGAGAAGAAGGAGGAAGAAGACCAAGAGCUGGACCUCAACAAAGCUCUGCAGCACGCCGGCAAGCACAUGGAGGACACCAUGGUGGCGUCGUACACGGCUCUGCUGCUGGGUUGCCUCUGCAAGGGAAGCCCCAUGAAUGUGACUACUGUGCGAGAGAACUUACCUCAGGGGGAUUUCUCCGUCAUGACGGUGUUGCUCAAGAAGUUCCUCAACUUCAUGAACCUCACAUGUGACAUCGGCACCACAGGACAGAAAUCCAUUGCCAGAGUCAUCGACUUUCUGGAGCACUGCUAGAUGCACGCACACACACACACGCACACACACACACACACACACACACAUACACAAGCGGUCCACCUCCAGUCAGUAUUUUCACUCCUGUGCCGUAUUUGGUGCUCCCGGUUCUGACCCCUCAAUCAAGCUACUGUUUUGUUAUUUU